UGGCUGCAAUGUUCUUCAAACUGGAACAUAACAGUGCUUGCAGUCUACCUAGGAAACAUAAAACAUCACGCACAACCGUUCUUGGAAAUAUACAAAAAAACGCAUAACAAGGCAACGUUCUUGCCAAACGGUGAGCGCUGACGUCAAAUUAUAUCAAUAGAGCGAGAACUGUCGGUCGAGGUAGCGGGUCAAGUCGGCGCGCGUCGACCAACCGAUGUUUUCUGUUCGACCGACGAAGGAACGGCCCCGCUCGGCGCUCAGUACCCCGCGAACCAAGCGACCGAUCGUACGCGCGUACGUAACAAAGUCCAGAGUCGUUUAUUAGUGCAUUAGUUCUAUGUAAACUGUAGGAAUUUGAGGUAAUAAUCAUUCACAUUACCUUGAAGAUUGCGGAUACUUCGCGAUUAGCAAAUAUUGAGAAAUGAACAUAGAUUUAGAUACCGACCGCAUUAUAACCGAGGUACGCUUUCGUCCAGCGCUGUGGGACUCCUCUUGCGAAAUGUACAAAGACCGCGAUGCUAAAAUAAAAGCAUGGCUUGAAGUCUGUCAAGAAGUGAUUCCAAACUUUGCCGAUCUCAGUGAUAUUGAGAAAAAACUCACCGAAAAACAAGUGCAACAGCGAUGGAAAACAGCAAGGGACGCCUAUGUGAGGUCCAAAGGCACAGCUGGGUUCAGGAGUAAGAAAAGAAAGAAGUACAUACAUUAUGACUGUAUGCACUUUCUGGACAAAAAGUCUGAUGCCAAUGAUGUACUAGAGGGUCAGAUAUUAGGUAACGCAUUCCAAAUAGAUAGCUGGUCAGUUACACAGAAUCCAAAAGAGGGCUCAAUCAAAGUGACGUCAUCAAACGAAGAUACAGGUAACUGUGAUAUUCCUACAACGUCACAAUGCUCUGAAUCCCGCAGAAAUGUUAAAGAGUUACACAGACGAAGAAAAGUUCAGAAAAGGCGAAAUUUAUGUACUGACGACAAAGACUUUAAGAGAGAAAUGUUAAAAAUGUUUAAAGAGAACAUGAAACUAAUGCAAAAUGACGAUAUGGCGUUCUUUUGUUCGCUUUUACCGAUAACGCAAGCGUUUAAUAACCACCAGAAGUUAAGUUUUCGGUCAGAGGUGCUAAAGAAGGCGAUGGAAAUUGCAAAUUUGAAUCCCAGUCAUGACCCUCUUGAAUUAUCCCAUGUUGGCACUGAAUCAACGGAAGAUCGAGAUGCCAAGGUUGUUACUAUAUUGAUGAAGCAAAGUCCUUAAACAUUUAACAUAUAUUGUUGGGAGUCAUUUAAAAGUUUAUAACAGCAACUCAUGCCUAUGUUUCCUUUACAGGAACUUUAAGUUUAAAAUGUGUAUUUUGUAAUACACUAAAUAUAUAAUUUA
Manduca sexta (tobacco hornworm) is the source of this 1366-nucleotide messenger RNA. RefSeq lists its product as uncharacterized. The record is from RefSeq and is a predicted model, not a curated record. Gene Ontology annotation, biological process: regulation of transcription by RNA polymerase II. Gene Ontology annotation, cellular component: nucleus; transcription regulator complex. Bases 422 to 1243 code for a protein of 273 amino acids. The transcript has 2 exons. NCBI's taxonomy places the organism in Eukaryota, Metazoa, Arthropoda, Insecta, Lepidoptera, Sphingidae.